AUGAAGUUCACAAACGCAAUCGCUCUCGCUAUCUUGGCUGCUACUGCCACCGCUGUUGCGGUCCCAGAGUGCGGAAGACCCGGUCAACCAUGCAAGCGUGAGGCCGUCGCUGUCGCUGCCCCUGUCGCUGAGGCAUGGUGCGGACGCCCAGGACAACCAUGCAAGCGAACCCCAGAAGCCGAAGCUUGGUGUGGACGUCCCGGAGAACCAUGUAAGCGUGAUGCUGAGCCAUGGUGCGGACACCCAGGACAGCCAUGUAAGCGCGAGGCUCUCCCAGAAGCCUGGUGCGGACGUCCCGGACAACCAUGCAAACGUACUCCUCUCGCCGAGGCCGAGGCCGAAGCUUGGUGCGGACGCCCUGGACAACCUUGCCGCAAGAACAAGCGCGCCGCUGAGGCCGUCGCUGAGGCUUUCGCUGAGCCAUGGUGUGGACACCCAGGACAACCCUGCAAACGUGAUGCUGAAGCCGAUAUUUCCGAGGCUGCCAUCAAGAGAUGCAACAUGGUUGGAGGAGCUUGCUUCGAGGCCAAGAGACUCGCAAGAGAUCUUGCCGAGGCUACUGCCGAGACCGUCGAGGAUGCCGAUGCAUUCCUCGAAUCCCUCAACAUCGAGACCCGUGAGGUUUCCGAAGUCGUUGCCCGCGAGGCUGAGGCCUGGUGUGGACGUCCCGGAGAACCGUGCAAGCGCGAUGCUGAGGCCUGGUGCGGACGCCCAGGACAACCAUGCAAGAGAGAGGCUCUUGCCGAGGCCGAAGCUUGGUGCGGACGCCCCGGACAACCAUGUAAACGUGAGGCUCUCGCCGAAGCUGAGGCUUGGUGCGGACGUCCCGGACAACCAUGUAAGCGUACUGCUGAGCCAUGGUGCGGACGCCCCGGACAACCAUGCAAGGAGAAGCGUGAGGCCGAUCCCGAAGCCGAGGCCUGGUGCGGACGUCCCGGACAACCUUGCCGUGCCGUCAAGCGUGCUGCCGAAGCUAUUGCUGAGGCGCUUGCUGAGCCCACUGCUGAGGCCUGGUGCGGACACCCCGGUCAACCAUGCAAGCGCGAAGCUCUUGCGGAGGCUGAGGCCAAUGCUGAGGCAUGGUGCGGACUUCCAGGACAACCUUGCCGCAAGGCUAAGAGAGAUGCGUUCGCUUUGGCUUAUGCUGCCGAUAUUGCGCUUGCGCAAUUGUAA
This is a messenger RNA of Botrytis deweyae, 1173 nucleotides long. RefSeq lists its product as uncharacterized. The transcript is spliced from 2 exons. The record is from RefSeq and is a predicted model, not a curated record. Bases 1 to 1173 code for a protein of 390 amino acids. Lineage: Eukaryota; Fungi; Ascomycota; Leotiomycetes; Helotiales; Sclerotiniaceae.